CCGCAUCUCGUACGCCAAAGUGGCGUAAGAUACGCCGAUUCCAAUUUGGGGUUUGUUUUAUUUUAUUUAUUUAUUUUUUAUUUUAUUUUUUAUUACCCAAUCUCCAUCCCACUCAUCCCCAUUGUCGGAAACCCAAGGACACAACUUUCCCUUGUUCGUUAAUUUUUUUUAAACCCCCAACCGGACGACACCCACCAUCAGAUCCACCAUCACCGGUCAGCCUUCACCAUCUCCUUCCACCUUCUUCACCCUCACCGCUCCACCAUUGAAGACCAGGUAAGUAUUAUCUCCAAUUUGCAAGCUAAUUAUCAUAAUAUGGCUGCAUUUCAGUUCUAGUGGUUCUGUUGAUUGGGAUAAUAUUCUUGUUUUUUUUUUCUACUGUGACUAUCUAAGGAUUUCCAGAGUUGAUACCUUGAAUUUGAAUUUGAAUUGGAUGGGCACUGUAAAUUGAUGACAACUAGUAAUCUGACUAUUUUUUUUUUAGUACAAAGUAAUCUGACUAUUUACUUGUGUGGGACCGUGGUCAUGACUUAAGCACUUUAUUGACAAUUGUAAAUCCAUACUGAACAUUAUUUAUUACUAUUUGACUUAUGUUGGAUCUGUACAGAAGUAUGGAACAAUGUUUGGAAUGCAUGGAUUUUGAAACGAGAGCAUGACAAUCUUAUAAUAGACAUAUUGCUGAAUAUUCUCAUGGCAUGCCUUAGGGUCUCAUUUACACUUACUAAGCUUAAUUGCAACUUGAUAAUUCAAGUAACCUUGAGUGCGUAUGUAUCCUUCUAUACACAGCACACUUAUUAUUAUUAUUAUUAUUAUUCUGUUUGGACAUGGUUUCAUAGGAUAUGAUUGUGUGUGUGACCAAUUGGGUACAAUAGGCUUAUGCUACCUGAUAUAUUUGUAUUAAGCCUACAUUAGAAUUGACUAGUGCAAAUGAUUUUGUGAGAUAAAGAAAUUAAAUCUUGGAAUUAUGAUGACCGGAUAUAUCUGUCUGUUGUUCUUUGUUGAUUUUUGUCGAUAGUUGAAUAUCUCAUUUAAUCAUCUAAUGGACCUGAGAUUUUCCAUAAAGACAGUUGUGAUUUAUUUUUAACAAUAAAUCUGGGAAUGGUUGGUGUUAUUACUAAAUUUUAUAUGCCAUUUGGGACUUUUCUGCGUUUCAAGGUAAAAACAAUAAGGACUUUUCUACUUUUAAGUGAUUCACUGGAUUAUAUAAUUGAAUAUUAUUUUUAAUUGCUAUUGUAUGAAAUUCCUUUAGAUAUUUGAUUUUCUGGAGGAAUUUGGCUCUUUCUGAUUUUUUAUGUUGUGACCAAUGGCUGGGAUAUUGCAUAAUAUAAGUGCAUCAGCUGGUAGUAUAUUGGCUUCAUAAACACUUUGGAGAACCUCUUCUCAGAUGAGUGCUCUGAAGUAUUUGAGGGCGCCCAGGCAUCAGCGUUUUGCUGCCAAAAAGUAUCUUGAAGUACUGGGCUUUUCCUCUCUUCACACAGCGCCAAAUUCCUCUGUGGAACUUCACUCACAAGAUGAGGAAGUAGUGAUUGCUUUGGGAAGUAAUGUAGGUAAUAGGUUACAUAACUUCAAGGAAGCCUUGAAAUCGAUGAGGAAGUCAGGGAUACACAUCACAAGACAUGCUUGUUUAUAUGAGACAGCGCCAGCAUAUGUUACUGACCAACCUCGCUUUCUCAACUCUGCAGUUAGAGCUGUUACUAAACUCGGGCCACAUGAAUUAUUGGCUGCACUCAAAAGAAUUGAGAAGGACUUGGGCCGUACAGAUGGUAUAAGGUAUGGUCCAAGGCCAAUUGACUUGGACAUUUUAUUCUAUGGUAGAUUUAAAGUCAGAUCUGAUAUUCUCACUAUACCUCAUGAAAGAAUUUGGGAACGGCCAUUUGUUAUGGCCCCUUUGAUGGAUUUGCUGGGAUCAGCUAUUGACAGUGAUACAGUUACUAGCUGGCAUUCAUUUUCAGGCCAUUCUGGGGGACUGUCUGAAUUAUGGGAAAAAUUAGGUGGUGAAUCCCUCAUUGGAGAAGAAGGUAUGUAUAGGGUAAUGCCCCUUGCAAAUACCUUACUUGACUGGUCACGCAGAACUUCUGUCAUGGGGAUCCUUAAUUUGACUCCUGAUAGUUUUAGUGAUGGAGGAAAUUUCCAAUCCGUGAAGUCUGCUGUUUCUCAGGUUCAGUUAAUGAUUUCAGAAGGGGCAGAUAUAAUUGAUAUUGGUGCUCAGUCUACUAGGCCAAUGGCAUCUAGGAUCUCUGUUGAAGAAGAAUUAGGUAGAUUAAUCCCUGUCCUCGAAGCCGUAAUGUCAAUGCCUGAGGUAGAAGGAAAGCUCAUAUCUGUGGAUACUUUCUACUCUGAAGUUGCUUCAGAAGCAGUGAGUAAAGGGGCUCAUAUUAUAAAUGAUGUAUCUGCUGGGCAGUUAGAUGCUAAUAUGUUUAACGUAAUGGCAGAUCUUGAUGUUCCUUACGUUGCAAUGCACAUGAGGGGGGACCCAUGUACAAUGCAGAAUAGUGAAAACCUGAAAUAUGACAAUGUUUGUAAGGAGAUAUCAUCAGAAUUAUACUCAAGGAUUAGGGAGGCAGAAAUGUCAGGAAUUCCAGCAUGGAGGAUUAUUAUUGACCCUGGCAUUGGAUUCUCAAAGAAAACUGAAGACAAUAUAGAAGUCCUCACAGGACUACCUGAUAUCAGAGCUGAGAUUGCCAAAACAAGUUUGGCCAUCUCUCAAGCUCCUAUACUAAUUGGACCCUCGAGAAAGAAAUUUUUAGGUGAAAUUUGUUCUCGUCCUGCUGCAGUUGAGAGGGAUCCUGCUACCGUUGCUUCUGUCACAGCUGGUGUGUUGUGUGGGGCUAAUAUUGUUAGGGUGCAUAAUGUCAAAGAUAAUCUAGAUGCUGUGAAGCUUUGCGAUGCAAUUCUAAGACAGAAAAGUUCUCCCAUGAAAUUUAGACAAUGAAUUUGUCUUGCUACACCAAUUCUGAUACUGUUUUGCCAUGUGCUACAUCUUUUAGUCUAUGAAUUUGGCUCUAUGCAAAAAAAUUUAUUACUGUUGUUCUUUGCCAUGUCACUCCUAUUCCAAGGUCAUAUGUAGAAGUAGAACAGUAGAAUACCAAAGCACUGUCAAUGCCGGAGCAAAGAAGCAUGAAGUACAAAGAAUUGAAGGAUAUGUCGAAUGACAAUAAAGUUGACGUUACGUAUCAUCAUUCAAUACUUCUAAACUUAUAUGUCUUUCUCGUAUUUAUUUCGUCCCUUAACUUGUAAUGAAUUUACAGAUUUUAUUUCAGCUCUUCACUUGUAACUUAUUGAUUCACAGAUUUAAUAAUGAGCAAGAACCUUGUGAUUU
This is a messenger RNA of Gastrolobium bilobum, 3319 nucleotides long. RefSeq names its product folate synthesis bifunctional protein, mitochondrial. Gene Ontology annotation, molecular function: 2-amino-4-hydroxy-6-hydroxymethyldihydropteridine diphosphokinase activity; dihydropteroate synthase activity. The record is from RefSeq and is a predicted model, not a curated record. The transcript has 2 exons. Bases 1385 to 2932 code for a protein of 515 amino acids. Gene Ontology annotation, biological process: tetrahydrofolate biosynthetic process. NCBI's taxonomy places the organism in Eukaryota, Viridiplantae, Streptophyta, Magnoliopsida, Fabales, Fabaceae.